This is a messenger RNA of Monodelphis domestica (gray short-tailed opossum), 1552 nucleotides long. Lineage: Eukaryota; Metazoa; Chordata; Mammalia; Didelphimorphia; Didelphidae. The record is from RefSeq and is a predicted model, not a curated record.
AGACUUCCGGGUUACGAGGCGGGGAGAGCGGUUGCCGGAAGCAGUAGCUGAGGGAAGCGCAGUCGGACCCGGCAGUUGGGAGUGCAAGUUUGUGCCGGCUGGGAGCCCAGGGAUCAUGGGCAGAUAAGACUCGGCUGCCGAUGGAAGAACAGUUUACUAAUUUUGAGUGUGGCACCAUAUUUAACAUGUAGGUGACAAACUGGGAGUCGUCAGUGGCAUUCUGCAAAAUCAACUUUGCCUCAUGAUCUCUGAAUCUCAGAGUGACCUCAGAGGCCAUCUUAUCCAACUCAUCCUUGGACAGCCGACACGUAGUGCAUCCUGAGGCCUAUUCAUACAGCCUUUCUAGUGUGGUAGGACCUGCCACAGUUUGCUCUCCACUGGUCUAGCUUCUGAGAUCCCACUGUGCCACAAUGAGGCAUCAGAGCCUGCCUGCAUGGAGCCAAUCAUCAAUAGUGGUCAAUUAGUAAGCAGUUGCUGAGAGAAAGAUUUAGGCAAUGGCUGCUCCUCCUUUCACCGGGCUUACAGCGGUUGCUGAUGUAAUUAAAGACCUAGACACUCAGAUAGCUUUGAUUGGCCUCGGUCCCCACAAUCCCAAAAAGAAACAGGACCUUGACAAGCUCCAUGAACUGAAGGCCAAAGCCAGGCAGAUUAUGAACCAGUUUGGCCCCUCAGCCUUGAUCAACCUCUCCAACUUUUCAUCCAUAAAACCAGAACCUUCCAGCACGCCCCCUCAGGGGUCUAUGGCCAACAGUACCACAGUGGGAAAGAUGCCAGGCCCCCCAGGGGCAGGGGGGCGUCUUAGUCCUGAAAGCAAUCAGGUUUUGACCAAGAAGAAAUUACAGGACCUGGUUAGAGAAGUAGAUCCCAAUGAACAGCUGGAUGAAGAUGUAGAGGAGAUGCUACUACAGAUUGCUGAUGACUUCAUUGAGAGUGUAGUGACAGCAGCGUGCCAACUGGCCCGACAUCGAAAGUCUAACACCUUAGAGGUCAAAGAUGUCCAGCUGCACUUAGAGCGCCAGUGGAACAUGUGGAUCCCAGGUUUUGGUUCAGAAGAAAUAAGGCCCUACAAAAAGGCCUGCACCACAGAGGCCCACAAACAGAGAAUGGCCUUGAUCCGCAAAACAACCAAGAAAUAACCCAUGGGAGGGGCAGGGAGAAGACGCUGCAUUUGGAGCCCCAGGAGAGAGGCCUCCGCAAUAUAUCGCCAAUGGAGGUUUUUUUAUGCUUUAAAGAGAAGCAUAUAUAUUUUUAUUAACAAUACAGCAAUAUCUCUAGUGACUGAGGAGACCUGCCAAAAACCCUCACCAUUCGAUGGUCCCAGCUCCCCUCCCUUUUUCCUGCCCUCUCGGAAAGGAGCGCUGUAGCUCAGCCCAAAGGAGCUUUGAUUUGUGGUUUAUCCCAAGUGGCUGUCCAAGGGACAGAGCAUCCUGGUCUUGUUUGGUGCGACAGUAGCGGUUUCUGUUUUCCUUUCCUCCCCGUACUUUGUAACGUCAGUGUUUAUAUGAAUAUGACUUUGAUUUGUUUUUCAAAAAUAAAGAUGUUAUUAAUCUUA